Molecule: messenger RNA, 3729 nt
Organism: Symbiodinium sp. CCMP2592
Lineage: Eukaryota; Dinophyceae; Suessiales; Symbiodiniaceae
Source: the annotation of a GenBank genome assembly
AUGACUUCCAACGACGCCGAAGUGUCCUUGGAACUCCAUCAUGUCUUUGGCUCAUUAUGCGGCUCCUCUCUCAGAGAGGCGGCCGUCUUCGCAGAUAGCGCCGGUCAGCAGAUAGCCUUUGCUGUGGGUCGGCAGCUGGCUGUGCGACAUGUCGAAAACAACGAGACUAACUUCCUGGGAACGGGCUCGAGGAUCGACAUGAUCACCGCCUGUGCCGUGUCGAACGACCGUAGUCUGAUGGUGGUUGCUGAGAAGUGCAGCAACGAAGCGAGGCUUUCGAUCUACGACCUGAAGUCCAGCAGCACGAGCCCGAUGAAGACCAUGAAGCCCCUGAGUGGCGCGCUGGGAUCCACCCGCUUUGUGGCAGUCGCCUUCUCCGUGGUGUCGCAGGAGGGAGGCCCCCCGAAGUACCUUUGCGCGGUGACAGCGGGUUCAGAGCCAACCUUGGUUCUGAUGAACUGGGAGUCAGAGAAGAUCCUGGCAAAGUGCAAGCUGCCUGGAACCGUCGAUCGUGUAGCUUUCCCCUUCCAGCACGACCGCACGGAUGUCACAGUGUCAGGGCCGCACAUGCUUCGGCUACUGCAGAUUCGGCAUGCCAAAGGCGAGGUGACCUUGAAGCCCAUGCCAGCGUUUUCUGGCCUUCAAGAGAAGGCGCAGGCCAUCCUGGAUCACACCUGGCUAGAAGCGGGUCGAGGACUCCUUGGCCUUUGCGUGCACGAAGGUCCUGUUUACAUCCUGAGUGCUGAUGAGCUGAUUGUGCUGCGGACGAUCGAAUCCGCUUUUGGGCCCGAGGGAGACCUCGAAGAGGUGCUUCCCCUUUGUAUCCGCUCCUUUACCCAUGGCUUCCUUCUGGGGGGCUCCCACGGCUACCUCGCCGUCUGGGAAGAGGCAGACGAUGAAGCUUUCGCCAGCGUGGACGAUGGCUCGGAGGGCUCUCGAAGAGCACCAGAGAAUGAAUACAAGCUUGCGGUGGCUGUGAAGCUCAGAGAAGACCCGGACGCGGUGUGCUCCCUCGACAUUACCCCCAGUGAGGAGCACCUGUUGCUGGGUUUCGGCGAUUCCGCAAUGGGCAUCGUGCCGAUGGCUUCGAUAUACGGCAACGAGGAAGAGCAGGUCCCCAUCAACAUCAGCGGGAACCACUCAGCGGCCAUCACUGGCAUGGACAUGGCGGUGCAUCGAUCACUGGUGGUUACCAUCUGCCAUCGUGACAGCAGCAUGCGCAUCUGGAACUGGGCCACACGGACCUGCGAGAUCCGAUCCAAGUUUGGCGGGGAUCCUCCGACCGCUGUGGCCAUACAUCCGUUCGGCUACUAUCUGGCCAUGGGCUUUGCAGAGAAGCUGCGCUUCUACCAUAUCCUGAUCAAGGACAUCCGGCUGCACAAGGAGAUAAACCUCCGGGGCGUUGGACUACUGAAGUUCACCCAUGGGGGUCAUCUGCUGGCAGUGACUCAAGGCAAAUCUAUCUACGUGUACUCUGUCCGAACACUGGAGAAACUCGCCACUCUCUCAGGCCACAAUCAGGAAAUUACUUGCCUCAGCUUUGACCCGGAGGACCAUACCUUGUGGAGUACCUCGCAAGAUGGAAAGCUGAUCAAGUGGAACCUCGCGACCUUCCGUAAUGAGUCCAGUCACGUCGAGACGGGAUCGGAGCGCCUGGCCGUGAGCGUCAUUUCACCAGACCAGGCGACCGCCAGCACCUUCAGAAAUGGAAAGCAGCUGCUUCAAAGGUUCUCCCAGGGCGACUUGGAGUAUGAGGUCGAGCUGGAGUCCAACGUGAAAGUCGUGUCUCUGUACCAUCACCACGGCAACUCCAUGUUCCUGGCCGGCACUGCCCGAGGGGGCCUGCAGAUCUACACGUCAUUGCCUUACCAGGGCAAGCCCAAAUUCUUCGAAUUGGCACUGCAUGGCAUGGCGUGCACGGCGAUCUGCGUGUCCGUUGAUGGGCGGACGAUGGUCAGCGCCGGCGCAGACGGCGUGAUCUUCGUGCUGGGAUUGUCCGGGCUCAUCAGCCCAGAGGAGCUGAACAUGCUGCCCACGGCUUUGCACCAGAGCGAUAGCGAUCGCUUCGCACAGGAAGCAGAGGCUGUCUUGGCCUCGAGUCAGCAGAUCCAGAAGCUGGAGCACAAAUGUCAGGCGCUAAUGAUCGAGUUCCGAGAGAUCAAGGAGAAGCAGGAGCGAGAGUUUGCCCAGCACGAGGAGGAAGCCGCAGCGCAUGUGGCGCAGGCGAGACAGAAGGACCAAGCCCAGAUUCAGGAGCUCCAACGACGCUAUGCCGCCUUGGAGGAGGCAGCCCAAGCCAAAGAAGCCGAAGGAGUGCGCUUGCAACGGAACAUGGAGUAUCGACAUGGCGAGGCUGUGGAUCAGCUCACCCGGCUUUACCAUCGAAAGCUGGCGCAUGAGUCGGAUAGGCUGCUGACGCUGCGGUUGCAGAUAGACGAUCUACAGGAACAGAAGCACAAGGAAGAGGAGCAGCACCUGCGUCAGAUGCAUGAGUCUGCCGUGGCAGCUCAAGAAGAGCUCUCUCGCUUGCUCGCCGAGAGAGAUCUGGAAAUCAAGAAGCAUCAGGACCUCUUGGCCUUCGUGCAGCAUCGCUUCGAGGAGAUCCAGGAAACCGGCGCCGAAAACCACGAUCGGGAGGUGAUACGUCUCAAGCACCAGGGGUGGUCGGCAUUGGAGGAGCAGAAGCAGGUGGAAGAGCAGCUGCGAAAGGAGCAGGAGAAGCUGCAGGGCAGCCUUGAGAAGCAGGAGAAGGAGCGUGAGGUGGUGGAGGAGAAGCAGCAGGAGUCCAACUCGACAUUGCGAUCGCUACACGAACAAGCCGAGGAGUUGAAGCGCACGUUGCAUGGACUCCAUGGCGAGCGCCAGGACAGAGAGGCGACGUUGCAGGAUAAGCUCGUGUCCAUCGAAGGCUACAAGUCCAAGCAGAAGACGCUCAAAAAGUUCAAGCUGCUCUUGGACCAGAGGCUCGCUGAGGUGUCUACUUCGCUGCAGCCGAAAGACUCGCUGAUCAAGAAACUCAACGAGGACCUGAACGAUCUGGAGACAGAGUUUGAGCGGCAGCUCCUCGAACAGCGGCAGCUGGAGGCGCAGAUUGUCCAGCGACGCCAGAAGGCGGGCAUCCUGGCCCAAGAGACAGAGGAGCUGAAGGCCCAGGUGCGGGAGAAGGAUGCGCAAAUCCGCCGCUUCACCAGCGAUGUGCACCAUCUCGUUACUGAGGAGACAGAUUUGUCGGUUUGGCCCCGUGAGAUUCGCAGGCUUUACCACCAGCAUGUUGAGGGCGACCUACGUGGCCAAGGGCGACUGCCCCUCGAGGACAUGCUGCGGCAGAUGCGCGUGGUGGAGAGGCAGGUAACGAGCUUGGCGGCCAAGGGCAACCAGAUCCGGGCCAUGGGCAAGCUUGACCUGCAGACGAAGGCCAACGAGAAUGCCACGCUGGUGCAGGAGCUUAACCAGCUGCGGAUGUUGAAGAGCUCGCUUCAGCGGAAGGUCCGCGACCUCUCUUCGAGGCUUUCCACCCUGGUCCCAGGGACGGACAAAGCGGCGCUCAAAGGCUCGCAGGCGACCGCGCAGCUUCCGUCUCCACCUCCGGCGAAGGGGGCCGUGAAGGGGCCUCCAUCUGGUCUUCCGGGCCCGCGCCAGAACACCUCAUCCAGGGAGCUGCUAGAGGAUGCUCCAUCGCCCGUCCUGAAGCAGCCGGUGCAGCUCGCGCCGGUCGAGUCGUCCUCGUAA